Messenger RNA from Acinonyx jubatus (cheetah), 2116 nucleotides. It is a transcript of the gene VSTM2L, whose product is annotated as V-set and transmembrane domain containing 2 like. The record is from RefSeq and is a predicted model, not a curated record. NCBI's taxonomy places the organism in Eukaryota, Metazoa, Chordata, Mammalia, Carnivora, Felidae. The coding region runs from base 265 to 978 and encodes 237 amino acids. The transcript is spliced from 5 exons.
CGGCGCCGAGCGGAGUGGCCUUCCGCGGAAGGGAAGAGUCCCGCAGUCGGAGGCGGCCGGCUGGGCGUGCGCUCGCUACCCGCACCCGGGGCUGGACCGGAGCCGGGCGAGGGCUGGGGCCGGGGCCCGGCCAGCUUCGGCGAGCGAGAGACAGCGGCCGGAGCUGGGCAGCCAGGCCGCAUCCGGCAGGGAACGGCGGGCGCGGGGUCUGCGGUCUCCUGAGCCCCGAUGUGAGGCGGCGGCGCCCCGGCCCGAGCGCGCACCAUGGGGGCCCCGCUCGCCGCGGCGCUGGGCGCCCUCCACUACCUGGCACUUUUCCUGCAACUCGGAGGCGCCACGCGGCCCGCCGGCCACGCGCCCUGGGAUAACCACGUCUCCGGCCACGGGGCGCGUGACCUGUCAGAGCCUCACCGUGGUCAUCCCAGCGGGCACCCCAGGCACCCGUCCACACGCCAUCUUGCAGAAGAGGAAAUGGGCUUAAGAGCCCUGUUCACAGAGACGCCGCACGACAUGACUGCACGGACGGGCGAGGACGUGGAGAUGGCCUGCUCCUUCCGCGGCAGUGGCUCCCCCUCCUACUCGCUGGAGAUCCAGUGGUGGUACGUGCGGAGCCACAGGGACUGGACCGACAAGCAGGCGUGGGCCUCAAACCAGCUAAAAGCAUCUCAGCAGGAAGACACAGGGAAGGACGCCACCAAAAUAAGUGUGGUCAAGGUGGUAGGCAGCAACAUCUCCCACAAACUGCGUCUGUCAAGGGUGAAGCCCACGGACGAAGGCACCUACGAGUGCCGUGUCAUCGACUUCAGCGACGGCAAGGCCCGGCACCACAAGGUCAAGGCCUACCUUCGGGUGCAGCCGGGGGAGAACUCGGUCCUGCACCUGCCCGAAGCCCCGCCCGCUGCGCCCGCCCCACCCCCCCCAAAGCCGGGCAAGGAGCUGCGGAAGCGUUCGUUGGAUGAGGAGGCCUGCAGCCUCUAGACUGAUGCCCACCUGGCCGCCCACCCACCCCGCGCCCCUACAGCUGUACAGAGUGCAUGAGGAGCCGCUGGACCCCUGGGGACGGGACCGCCUGGGUCCAGCCGCCUCCCCAUCCCCAAGACUGCCUGUGGCCACCACGUCGGCCCUCUGCCCACCACUCCCUUGCUCAGCAUGUAAGCCCUGCCCGACCCUCCCUUUUCAGAUCCCUGCGGUGACCUGGCUCAGAGAAGGUGGCCCCGGGCACUAAGGGGACGACCGCCCCGAACGCCGGGGUGGGCACCAUGCCAGGGCCAGGUUGCCUCUCUGUCACCAGCUUCAGUGGAGUCCAGUGUUUUGCUUUGCUUGCUUGUUCCCCAUCCUGUCCCAAGCCAGGGCCUCCCAGCUUUAUUCUCCCUCCUUCCCCAUCAUCCCCCGCUUGAACCUGGGGGUGUGGACAGUGACCCCUCCCUGAACUUGGACUUGAAUCUUCUGAGCAGAACUAGGGCCUCUCCCUUGGCGACAGAGCCCCCAGGAGAGCCUUGCUCUGAGCCCGUGGCCUGUAAACAGGGUCACUCGGGCCCUGGGAGGAGAGGGAGACACCUCACUGCCUCCUGGUGGGUCCUUCCUGUCCAGCUUCCUUAUACCUAAGAAACAGCUCCCUGUCCCACCUUCUGCAGAGGUGGGGGGACCAGGAAUCUGCCCGUUUAUGUGGCGAGUCCAAAGGAGGGCCUUUUCCCCUCUGACCCAGUGGCCCAAUGCAGAGUUUUGCACCAGCAGGACCCCUUUGAGGGUCUUCGAGGCUCUCCCAGGAGCCCCCCUCUGCCAGCUUCCAACGUCCCAGCCCCCUUCUGGGGCCCAUGCCACGCCCACUCAAGGGCCUGGGGCUGUUGGGAGCCCAAAGCCCCCCAGUACCAACCUCCUCACAAUUCCUAAUCAGGGGGGACACCCGCCCCCUGGUGAUUUGUAAAUAUUUCUAUUGGGCCCAACACCCCCUGGGAACUGGCUCAAACCUCUGGCCACCCCUUAGUGACGGGAGUUGGGAUAUGGGAGAGGCCGAGGGCUCUGCCCGGGGGGUGUGUGUGGGUAACCCUGUACACAUGAUCCAAUCCGUGACUAACCAGCCAACCUGAAUAAAGCGGUUUAAAAAAAACAAAACAAA